Ectocarpus sp. CCAP 1310/34 is the source of this 2475-nucleotide messenger RNA. Lineage: Eukaryota; Phaeophyceae; Ectocarpales; Ectocarpaceae. The record is from the annotation of a GenBank genome assembly.
CCCGCGCAGGCAGCUGUAACGACGAAGCCGAUUUCGGUCGAGGUAACCGCGGGCGGACUGAUCACCAGCGCCGGAAGGUGUAUGCUCAGUGCACAUGCGGCGAACGCCAUUCGAAAAGCGGCCGACGUCGCCGGCGGACUUGUCUGCACCGUGGCAGAUGUAGAUCUCCUUCGAGUCGUGAACUGGUCCGGAAUUGCGGAAGGAGCUCUAUCGGGUGACAUCGGAGCUAUGCUUAUCUACGCGGGUGACGAAUUUACAAACGCGUUGGCCCAGUUCAUAGACGAACGGCGUUCUUCCGCCCGAUUGCAGAGAGACUGCCGUCUCGACCGAGUCCUCUCGAUGCAGAUGUCAUCUGAGUCUGCUCAAGUAUACGAUGUAAGAGCGGUGCAUGAGAUGGUCUGUGCGGGGGACUCCUUGCAGCUCAAGGUCAUCCGGGGGGCGUCCAAGCUUUUCCUGACUCAAGCGCCUGGAUUUCUCUGCCCACGGUUCGCGCUUGUAGGGGGCUUGCCGCUCGAACCAGACAUGACGGGGGGCGGUGUGACAAACUGCAUGCCGAAAGGCGCCAAGAUGACGAUUGCGGGUCCUGGAUGGCAUACUCCGGGCGAAUUAUACCUUUGCGCGUGGGGGGUCUGGAACUACGUCGCGCUGGUUUCAGCACUGAUUCUUACUCGCGAUGAUUCCGGGUCGAACUUCAUUCUUUUGACACUCAUCACUGAGUUCGUGGGCUCGGUCAUCGUGUGGUGGAUCCCGCACCGCUGGUCCGCAGGCGCUCUGUCGUUCCUUGCCAGGGCCGACCCUGUUCACUCGCUAUUGACCGCACAACCGUCGGCCGGGUUCACGGCGAGAGUGGUUAUGGUUGUCGAAGCGUUGGGCGGCGUUGCCGGGGUAGUGGGGCUCUUCAGCGUAUUCACCACGCUCGCCGCAUACAUUCUGGCGGCGACGCCGACCGUGGUUAUUUUGGUAGGGCUUCUGUCUCCAAGCAGCUGGUGGGCACGGUUUGUCCUGGUGUGUUUUGCUGGUCACAUGUUUGAGUUCGCAUUCGAAGCCGCGUACGCGUUCAGCUCGGACGACCUACGGGUGACGGUUCUGCUAGGGAGCGCCGCCAUUGCGGAGACACUGACCUCCCUUCUCGUCUUGUACGAGCUUUCGAAAGCCGCCUGGGCCACCUUUAUGUUCGCCAGUGGCAACCCUGCAAGAUGCAAGGCUCCAAGAUUUCUCGUCAACGGAGCGUUGGCUUCGCUUGGUGUACUGGACGGGACGGCCGCCACCUUGAUGCAAACAACGGCUCCAGGUGGGGGAGCAGCGAGAGCCUUCCUGGUCAAAAGAGGAUGUGCGGCAGUCGAUUUCCUCCCCUCCCAUGUCGAUUGCCUAAGUGGUCCGGAUGUGUCGUGUGACGGAUGGCUGUUGCUUGAUGAGCCCCAUCCAGCUUCGUGCAGUGGUCAGAUCGAUCAGAUGGAGGGACACCCUGUCGGCACGUGGGCAACCGGCCUGGCCGUCUAUGGUGGAGGAGUGCUGCCGGUUCUUAACUCUUCUUAUCGGCACGAUGACGACGCUGACGAGGUCUGACAGGCCUUCCUACAAAUGGAGCAUAUUCGGUAGAAAUACUAUGUGCCAGUAACGAUAGUGGGCGUCGCGUCGCCGUGGUGAAUAGAGGGCCUGAACCCGUCGGGCGAGAACUACCAGUACCGGAGUGAGCGCUCUGGCAGUGGUUGGAAGAGGGUCUCCACGUACGGAAACCGAGCGAGCGUGGAGCGGAGAUGGAGAAUCGUCUCCCGCUGACCACCUCUGUUCUGUUUUCACGUGAAAUAUCUAUGUAUCGGCAGAGAGACAGACAGGGGGGGAUGCAUCGCGAGUGAUAGGCUCGUGUAUGUGCCAUCCACCUUUGUGACUACAAGGCAGUGUUUCGCGAAAGACCCUCGGUCGGACAUUUCUCACCUCCACUGUAGCAGACCUGAGUACAAAUUAAUCCGUCAGCUUGUUCAUCAGCUAGCGCGUACCUGUGGGUCGUGUUUCGUUCCAAGCUUGAGUUUUGUACGCAAACCAGUCGAAGGUGUAGGUACGGGAAGAAACGGUGCACCAACGCCGCCACUUUUCCUGUAUAUUCGACUCGGAGUGUGGGCUCGGGCUCUGUUGGCGAGUAUUAAAUUUCAGUGAGUGAGUAAACGUUUACGUCCCGAGUGUUUCUCCCCGAAACAAUCAGCUGGAUGGCUCGCCCCCUGCAGUGGUCGCCUCCACUUGAUCGCUCUCCCAACCUUCCUUGAUCGACGUCAGUUGCUUUCGGCGGCUUUUUUGUUGUACAAGGGGUGUUUGGGUUUCAAAUGCGUGUUUGGGUUUAAUAAAAAAGCCUUUUCGUGUUGGUUCGGUGCGAUGUUCUCUAAGUCUGUCUUCGGGCUCUACCACAGCCCUUGCGCUUUCCUCGGGGCCUUUCGUCAGGGGCGACAAUCUGUUCGGACGGACGGGAUCAUCAAGAGAAGA